Molecule: messenger RNA, 1656 nt
Organism: Ustilaginoidea virens
Lineage: Eukaryota; Fungi; Ascomycota; Sordariomycetes; Hypocreales; Clavicipitaceae
Exons: 1
Coding region: 1-1656 (551 amino acids)
Biological process (GO): carbohydrate transport; transmembrane transport
Cellular component (GO): membrane
Molecular function (GO): carbohydrate:proton symporter activity
Source: RefSeq, a predicted model, not a curated record
AUGCCGUCGUCCCACGACGCCGACGACAGCGAAAAAGCCGUCGCCUUUGGCAUCGAGUCGUCCACCCCGGAUGCCAUGCGCAGAAGUGACUCGCACCUUGACACAACCCUCCAGGAUGCCAGGAUCGCCACCGAAAAGGAGCACUCCAUGUCUCUGUGGCAGGGCCUGAGACAGUAUCCAAAGGCCAUUGGGUGGUCCGUCCUCUUCUCCAGCGCCAUCAUCAUGGAGGGCUACGACGUGGUCCUCAUGGGAUCCUUCUUUGCCCUGCCCACGUUCAACAAGAAGUUUGGCAGUCUCCAGCCCGACGGCAGCUACUCCCUCAGCGCCGGGUGGCAGGCCGGCCUGGCCAACGGCAUGAACGUGGGCCAGAUCCUCGGGCUCUUCGCCAACGGCGUCUGCGUCGAGCGCUUCGGCUACAAAAAGACGAUGCUGCUGUCGCUGGCGCUCCUGCUGGCCUUCAACUUCAUCCUGUUCCUGGCCCAGAACCUGGCGACGCUGGCGGUUGGCCAGGUCCUCCUCGGCAUUCCGCUGGGCGCCUUUCAGACCGUCACCGUGUCCUACGCCUCCGAGGUCUGCCCCGUCGUCCUGCGAGCGUACCUGACCACGUACGUCAACCUGUGCUGGGUCAUGGGCCAGCUGCUCGCGUCGGGGAUCCUGCGCGGCUUCGUGGGGAGGACGGACGAGUGGGGGUUCCGCAUCCCGCUGGCCCUCCAGUGGGCGUGGCCCCUGCCCAUCGUCGUCGGCGUCUUCCUGGCGCCCGAGAGCCCCUGGUGGCUGAUCCGCCAAGGCCGCGAGGCGGACGCGGCGGCGGCGCUGGACAGGCUGUCGGGGGCGCGGCGGGGGGACAGCUGCAGCAGCACCGAGGAGACGAUUGCCAUGAUGACGCACACCAACGAGCUCGAGAAGGAGACGCAGCAGGGAACCAGUUACCUGGACUGCUUCAGGGGCAGCAACCUGCGCCGCACCGAGGUCGUGUGCCUCACGUGGGUCGCGCAGAACCUGUGCGGGUCCGGGCUGAUGGGCUACUCGACCUACUUCUACGUCCAGGCCGGGCUCUCGCGGGACAGCUCCUUCAACAUGACGCUCGGGCAGUACAGCCUGGGCGUGGCGGGCACCGUCCUGUCGUGGGUUCUGAUGACGCACCUGGGCCGACGCACGCUCUACGUGGGGGGGCUGGCGGCGCUCUGCCUGCUCCUGCUCGUCGUGGGCUUCACCUCGCUGGCCGGCGAGGCCAACGCGGCGGCGGCGUGGGCCACGGGCUCCAUGCUGCUGGCGUACACGUUUGUCUACGACUGCACCGUGGGGCCCGUGUGCUACUCCCUGGUGUCGGAGCUGUCGUCGACGCGGCUGCGCACCAAGACGAUUGUGCUGGCCAGGAACGCCUUCAACGUGUUUGCCAUCAUCAACGGCAUCAUCAUCCCGUACAUGCUGAACCCGACGGCGUGGAACUGGCGGGGGAACACGGGCUUCUUCUGGGCGGGCUGCUGCGGCCUGUGCGUCGUCUGGGCGUUCCUGCGGCUGCCCGAGCCCAAGGGCCGCACGUACGGCGAGCUCGAGGUCCUGUUCAAGCAAGGGGUGCCUGCGCGCAAGUUCAAGUCGACGGCCGUCGACGUCUUUGACGAUGCCCCUCUGGCCGAGAAGCAUGCGAAGGAGUGA